Molecule: messenger RNA, 1403 nt
Organism: Triticum urartu
Lineage: Eukaryota; Viridiplantae; Streptophyta; Magnoliopsida; Poales; Poaceae
Source: RefSeq, a predicted model, not a curated record
CUACCAACUCCUCCACCACCCCACCCUCACCAACCGCUCGCCAUGGCGCCGCCGCCGCCUCGCCGCUCUGCUCCCAUGUUCCCCGCCGGCGGUACGACGCGGAGCAUGCUCCUCCAGGCGGCGUACGACGGCGACCUCCGCUCCUUCAAGAGCCACGCGAGGGCGCUGGACAAGGGCAGGGGCCGCCUCAGGGAGACGGUGGAGGCGGUGACCGUGGAAGGAGGCGACGAGGCACUGGAGGGCGUCGGGGCGCUGCACCUCGCCGCCGCCAGGGGGAACCUGGAGAUGUGCGCCUACUUGGUCGAGGAGCUGCGCGUGGACGUGAACGCCGUCGACAACGGAGGUAGAACGCCUCUGAUUCAUGCUAUGUACGGUGAGAGGGUGGGCACUUUCAAGUAUCUUCUUGAUCAUGGUGCCAAUCCAGACAGAGUUGACCCCAAUGGAUUUGCCCCUCUACAUUCUGCUGCUGGAUCAGGAUAUUGUGAAAUGGUAAAGCUAUUACUUGCAAGAGGAGCUUGCACCGACCCGGUAACUUGCUGUGGGACACCACUUCAUAUUGCUGCUACUGAAGGGCAAGACUGUGCUAUGAAGAUUUUACUUGGCCACAAUGCAGAUUACAACAAGAUGAUAAAUGGUAUGACACCUCUCUAUUUUGCUAUAAAUGUCUCCUCGGUGAAAUGUGCAAAACUCCUGAUUCAGGCUGGUGGUGUUGCCAAUGGAGAUUUUAUCUUAACCGCUUUAGCUGAUGCUCCAAGAAAUGGAUCAGCGGAGUGCUUGAAUUGCCUACUGGGGUUUGCUGGUGAAUGGCGUGCUCGUAAUGAUGAGGAGCCUGUGGAUAGAAAGAAAGUAGCAGAAUUGAAGUCACAAGGGAGCAAGGCAGUUGCAAGAAAGGAUUUUCUUUCUGCAGCAGAAGCCUACAGUAUGGCACUGGAGCUUGAUCCUGAUGAUGCGACGUUGUUCUCAAACAGGAGCCUUUGCUGGCUUCACAUAGGCAAAGGAGGCAAGCCUUUGCUCAGUUUACUGGAUGCUUAUGAAUGCAAAAAGAGGCGGCCUGAUUGGUCGAAGGCCUUCUACAGGGAGAGCAAAGCUCUAGCGUUACUGAAGGACUACAAGGGUGCAUGCGAUGCGCUUCUGAACGUAUUGAAGAUGGACCCAGGGAAUGCUGAAAUCGAGGACGGAUUGCGGAAAGCUAUGGAAUCCUUGAAGGUGUCUCAAAGCACCAAGGCCAAGUGACCUAUACACCCAGCUCAGAAAAAAGUGAUCUAUACACAGCUGUUCAUGAAAAUACAGUAGCUCCAAACACAUGCACACAUUUUGUAGCCUUGUGGGAAAGAUACAUGGACUUCUUGGAUCAUUAUCCUCCUUGUGUAAGUUAAGUGAUGAGUGCUAAAGCAUUUCGGAGG